AUGGCGGACUAUUCCCAUAUUGGGAAUGGUUCCUAUGCGGAUAAAUCACUGGUAAAAGCUGCGGAAAUCUCGAGGGUUGUAAUGACGGCCCAAGGUCCACGAGAAAUGUUACCAAACAGCGUGAAUGGUCUUCCAGCUCUGCCCAACGGCUCUACAUUUAAGAAAGGACAGCUUAGACAAGCGCCUUCUUAUCUCUUAGGAAAACCAUUACACGAUUUCGACGCGACGGGUAAUGGGUCGCCGGCCAAACCAUCCAAGGAAACGUUCCUGGUCCUUAGUCGCCGGUCGAAGAUGUCGAACGACCAAGCUUACAGAUUCAAUAUGUCUAAAUCGCUCUUCCUCUUUGAACCACUUCAUCCACUCAGACUGUUGGCCAUCAAGAUCAUCACUCAUCAAUAUUUUGAAUUUUUUGUCAUAUUCAUUAUUCUGAUAAAUUGCAUCUGCCUGGCUUUAAACAACCCCCCAGAGGAAGCAGAAUACAUAUUUACCUUCAUCUACACAUCGGAGAUGUUUCUUAAGAUCAUUUCUCGUGGGUUUGUUCUCCAUUCUUACGCGUAUCUGAGAAACCCUUGGAACUGUUUGGAUUUUACAGUGGUUAUACUGGGAUAUGUAACGUUUUCACCGAAUGUCGCAAACUUUUCUGGAAUAAGAACUGUGCGUGUUUUAAGAGCGUUACGUACGAUAUCUGUUCUGAAAGGUUUGAAGGCGAUGGUUAACACGUUACUUCGGUCAAUGAAAAUGCUGAAGGAUGUCCUUAUUCUAUUCGUCUUCUUUCUCGCUGUUAUGGCGCUUAUCGGCCUCCAGCUGUUUGUGGGUCACCUCAGAUACAAAUGCGUGCUCGACGACGAUUCACUCAGCACCGCAUACAGAGCAAAUAACGAAAGUUUUUGGAUUUACGAAGAGGGUAGACCAGUCAUCUGUGGAAAUGGGACAGCCGCGAGGACAUGCCCCACAAACUAUACGUGCUUGCCUGAUGCCGGGCCGAAUCCUGAUUUUGGUUACACGAACUUUGAUCACAUGGGAUGGUCUUUGGUAAUGUCAUUUCAGCUUCUGACGAUGGACUUCUGGGAAAAUAUCUACAACAAGAUUCUGGCAUCCAGUGGAAUCUGGUGCGUGUUCUACUUCCUUGGGGGCAUAUUUUUCUGCUCUUUUUACCUUUUAAAUCUCGUGCUAGCCGUGGUUGCUUUAUCUUACGAACUGGAGAUCAAAUCUAUCCACAAAGAGACCGCGAGACAGAAACAUGAAAACAAAACUGCCAUGUCGUACCCAGCAGACUCCGACACACUGGAACACCUUCAUCCGCUGACCACUAAAGUUCAGGUUCUUAUCAAGACAAUUCACUCCAUCAGAACUCAAAAGAAGGUUGAAGAGAUUACCUUUAGAGUCCCGAAAGAGCCGCCUCCCCCGUCACUGCUUCGCCUUAUCGGAAGUAAAAACUCUUUCAAAGAAAUUCUUGACGAAAAAAUGAAGAACGAGGCAUUUCGUACAAAUAUGACGUGGAAAAGGCGCCUUCAGAGAAUGAUGUGUGACGUUAUGGGUCACUCUAUUGUGGAAGUGACUAUUAUGGGGUUCAUUCUCGCCAAUACAGUGGUCCUUGCCGUGGAUCAUCAUCAGAUUGACUCGCAGUUCAAAAAGGUCCUUGACGUGCUGAAUUUGAUGUUUACCACCAUCUUUACUGUGGAAAUGAUUCUGAAACUUGUUGCGCUGGGUCCAUUGUACUACAUUCAAGGCAAAUGGAACAUAUUUGAUGGUAUCAUCGUCAUCAUCAGCUUAGUGGACACAGGACUUGAGCUAGCGGACUUCAAAGAAUCCUCUGGAACCAGUGUCUUCCGAACAUUUCGCUUGUUUAGAAUCUUAAAACUGGCGCAGUCCUGGGAGACGAUGCGAAGACUAUUGUCUACAAUAUCCAACAGCGUUGGACCAAUCGGCAACAUCACCCUCAUCCUGGGUCUUGUGAUUUACAUCUUUGCCUUGAUGGGAAUGAAGAUGUUUGGUAAAUCAUACACACCAGACAAGUUUGGAGAGGACGGUGUGCCACGAUGGAACUUCAACGACUUCUGGCACGCUUUCAUGAUGGUUUUCAGAGUCCUGUGUGGGGAAUGGAUCGAGCCCUUAUGGGAUUGCAUGAGAGCAACCAGCCCUGCUGCUGCCAUUCCCUUCUUCAUUCCAGCUUUUGUCAUCGGCAAUUUUAUUGUUCUCAAUCUAUUUCUAGCCCUGCUCCUUAACGCUUUUGACAGCGGUGAUGAAGAAGAGGAAGAAGGUGCGAACGAUGAUGAUGACGAAGAGGACGUAUUCAAAAAACUCCUAAGGAAGCUAACGAAAACCAGGAAGAUUCCGGUGUUCCCCGUCUCUGAUCAUCGCUCGGGUGAUGGAAGCUGCAAUUCCUCUCAAGAAAUACAAGCCUUUGGCAGGGAGAAAGAUAAUAGAAAUGUAAGGAAGUUUAGCCAGGGAAGGGAAUACUCGACCGUAGCUAAUAUCAUUCCUGGUGUAACUUCAAGCCCAAACCGCCAAGGAAAGUCACCAGUACAACCAGCCGAAGUUGACGACUGUUUCCCAGAGUUCUGUAUGUCACCUUUGACUAGUUGCGCCUGCUGCAAGAAUAUUACGUGCAACAACUGGCUGUUGUUUCGCUGGCGCACACGGACACUUGUGGAACACAGAUACUUUGAAUGGUUUAUUCUAUUCACAGUGCUUAUAAGCAGUUUAGUUCUGGUGUUUGAGGAUGUGUACCUUCCAAGCAAGCCUACGCUACAAAAAGCUCUGGAAAACCUGAAUUACUUCUUUGCGUUCAUCUUCGCCUUAGAGUUUGUCCUAAAACUUAUAGGAUUGGGCUUGGUUGGAUAUUUCUCCUCGUUUUGGAAUUGCCUUGAUUCGUUAAUAGUCGCGAUUUCACUGGUGUGUGUGUUUGAAGAUCAAACUUUGGCAUCUUUGCGCUCUCUGAGGACAGUGAGAGCUUUGAGGCCAUUGAGAGCAGUUUCACGUCUGGAAGGGAUGAAGGUCGUCGUAAAUGCUCUCUUUUCUGCCAUACCUGGAAUAGCCAAUGUGCUGUUGGUUUCCUUGUUAUUCUGGCUGAUCUUCAGUAUCUUAGGAGUCCAGCUUUUCGCCGGGAAGUUCUAUAAAUGCAUAGAUAUGGAUGGCGAGCGCGUAUCAGCAGAAUUAGUGCCUAACAAAUUCACGUGCCUGAAGUAUCCUGAGAAAUAUCGAUGGAUGAACUCAAAUGUGAACUUCGAUAAUGUCAUCAACGGCUUUCUCGCCUUGUUCCAAGUUGCAACAUUUGAAGGGUGGAUGGAACUUAUGGAUGAUGCAGUGGAUUCAAAAGAGGUAGAUGAACAACCUGCAGACGAGAGUUACCUCGGUGCUUACAUUUACUUCGUUAUUUUCAUCGUUAUGGGUGCUUUCUUUGUGCUCAACUUGUUUGUUGGAGUCAUAAUUGACAACUUUAACAGUUUGAAGAGAAGAUACGAUGAGCUGAGUUAUAUGGGGAUGCUACUGACUGACGCCCAAAGGAAGUGGGUGGACAUAUUAAAGGAAUCUGCAAAAAGUAAACCACCAGACAACUCAAUCAAACCACAGAACAAGGUUCUACAACUUCUGUAUGACCUGGUUACCAGUAAAGUCUUUGAGAUGGGAAUACUGGGGAUGAUUAUGUUGAACAUGUCCGUUAUGAUGUGGCAACACUAUGGCCAAUCGGAAGCGAUGACAAGUGCACUUCAAGUGUUCAAUUGGAUAUUUACAGCGGUCUUCAUCUUGGAAGCUGCGAUGAAACUUGUUGCAUUACGCCAGUAUUAUUUUACCAAGGCCUGGAACAUCUUUGAUUUCUUCAUUGUAAUUGCUUCAAUUAUUGGAUUGGCGAUGGAAGAACUAACCACAGGAAACAUCAGAUUUAUGAAUCCAGGUCUCCUCCGAGUCCUUCGCGUUGCAAGAGUAGCUAGAUUACUAAGGAUCCUGCAGUUCGCAAAAGGAAUCCGUCAGCUUCUCGUAGCGUUGAUAAUUUCGUUACCAGCCCUCCUAAAUGUCGGCACACUGCUCUUCUUGGUCAUUUUUAUAUAUGCCAUCAUUGGGAUGUCAACGUUUGGCCACGUAAAGAAACAAAAGAACCUGGACGAUACGGUAAACUUCGAGACUUUUGGCCGGUCUAUGAUGCUGCUAUUUCGUUUGUCUACGGGAGCAGGCUGGAACGACAUUCUGGAAUCUCUAAUGCUUCGUGAACCCGAUUGCGAUCCAGACUAUGGGGGAUUCCCGAAUGGUAACUGUGGAUAUCCCGUGGGGGCAGUCAUUUACCUUGUAUCAUACAUUUUCAUAGUUUUCCUCAUCAUUGUAAACAUGUACAUUGCUAUAAUCCUAGAGAAUGUAAACAGAGCUCAAGAAGGAGGGCUUGUCAUCAAAAAGGAAGAUCUAGAUAGCUAUUAUGAAAAGUGGGCAUCGUUUGUGACCGAUGGAAAACAGUAUCUUCUCGUUGAUCAAGUGUCGGACUUCGUAGCUCACCUUAACGAGCCUUUCAAAAUUCCAAAGCCAAACGAACAAGAGCUUGUUAGAAUGGGAAUCAACGUUCGGAUGGGAUAUCGGGUUCAGUGCUUCGAUCUCCUUCGAUGCUUAGUCAAGCGUCUUUUGGAGCAGAAAGGCGAAUCACCACUUGCCUUUGAGCAAAUAGCAUCCAAGUUAGAAACACAUUUUAGAAGGCGGGGAGUCAGAAAGAAAUCACGCAUCAGCAAAUCUCGCUCUACUUCUAAUGAAAUAUCUAGUGAAGAAUUUGCUACUGUGUCCUUAACUGAUGAAACUUUAAAGGAAGAUGGUUCGAUUCCUGCUAUCACAGCAGCUGAGAACAGCAGCGUUUUGGAAAAAAGUGAUUCUUCUCCUAAAAACACGACUCCUCCUCGUACAAAAUACCGGGAUCCAAUUUCUACAGCUUUGAUGUUUCAAAGCGCCAUUAAGCGCUUCUUGGACAAGCGCCGUACACGUGGGACAGUAACGUUUCCGAUGACAAAUGGUUUCUCCAAUGAGAGUGUACCGAGAUGUUCUUGCAGUCCAUUAUCUUCGAUUUCCAGCGAUCAGGAAGUGGGCGAUUUCAUGUUCGGCCUUGAACUAACUCCCGGAAGUAGAUCUCAAAUUUCUUUUGACAGUGCACAUGGCAGCAACUCGCCAGGAUGCUUAUCAUACGACCCAUUUGACUCAGAUGGCGACAGCGUCUGAUAAUGACUUCAUCAGGUUUUAACGAACUUAACAAUUAAAAAAUUGAGUAGAACGAUCGAUAAAGGGUAGUGUUUAAGUGUAAAACACAAUACAAAGUGGCUCUCGUUCCAAAUUACUUACCCGAUGGAAAAGGAAAGUUAAUUUUGUUUGUCCUAGUAAGCCACUCCAGGCCUCGGAGGACCAGGAAAAUUGAAUGAGUGAGCUAAACGAGGCAAAUUAAUAAAGGCAUCAGCCCGAAGUCGCCAUUAGCGAUUGAACUACCACUUCCAAUGAAUGGAGCAACAAAACAUGAAAAUAGAA
This is a messenger RNA of Pocillopora damicornis (cauliflower coral), 5490 nucleotides long. Its product is annotated as sodium channel protein 1 brain. Gene Ontology annotation, cellular component: plasma membrane; voltage-gated sodium channel complex. Gene Ontology annotation, molecular function: voltage-gated sodium channel activity. The record is from RefSeq and is a predicted model, not a curated record. Gene Ontology annotation, biological process: sodium ion transmembrane transport; membrane depolarization during action potential; neuronal action potential. NCBI's taxonomy places the organism in Eukaryota, Metazoa, Cnidaria, Anthozoa, Scleractinia, Pocilloporidae.